GUGGGUGUCACUCUAUCCCAGCUGGAGGGACACAACACAACGUUCAAAGAAGAGAGGACACCCUACAACACAGGACGCUUCUCUUUUGGAUUUUUCUUACUAUCUUACUUUUCUGACGCUAAAGUGCUAAAGAUUUAAGUCGGGGCUUGUUGUCCUUUUGGAGGAGUUUCACGUGUCUCCAUUUGGCACCAGGCGCAUCUGCCAUCUACUGCAACUAGGUGUCUGGAACUGCCAAAAUCAUGCCGACCGGGUUUCAGCAACUUGGAGGGGAGACAGUGACGGGAACCUUUGUUCUCUCAGUCUUCACUGCCAUCCUGGGCUCUCUGCAGUUUGGAUACAACAUCGGCGUCAUCAAUGCACCUCAGAAGAUGAUUGAGGAGGACUAUAAUGCGACAUGGCUGCAUCGGCAUGGAGAGCCCAUCCCGACAGGCACCCUCACUUCCCUCUGGUCCCUGUCCGUGGCUAUCUUCUCAGUUGGCGGCAUGAUGUCUUCCUUCUGUGUGGGAUUCGUCUCUGAGUGGCUGGGCAGGAGGAAAGCCAUGCUCAUAAACAACUUGUUUGCUUUCAUCGGUGGAAGUCUAAUGGGGUUGUCCAAGCUCUGCCGCUCCUUUGAAAUGAUGAUCCUCGGCCGCCUUAUCAUCGGUGCCUACUGUGGUUUGGCAUCAGGUCUGACACCGAUGUAUGUGGGUGAGAUAGCUCCUACAAGUCUGCGAGGGGCACUGGGCACGCUGCACCAACUGGCUAUAGUCACUGGUAUUCUCAUAGCGCAGAUCCUGGGCUUGGACGUGUUACUGGGCAGCGAGGACUUAUGGCCAGUUCUGUUGGGUUUAACUGUUGUGCCGACUGUACUUCAGAUGGCACUUCUGCCUUUCUGCCCCGAGAGCCCCCGCUUCCUCUACAUUAUCCGCUGCCAGGAGCACCAGGCCAAGAGAGGCCUGAGGAGGUUGACGGGCAGGCAGGAGGUGGGCGACAUGCUGGCAGAGAUGAAGGAGGAGAAGAGAAGGAUGGACAUGGAGAGGAAGGUGUCCAUCCUGGAGCUCUUUCGCUCGCCACUCUACCGCCAGCCUAUCAUCAUUUCCAUCCUCCUGCAGCUCUCCCAGCAGCUGUCUGGGGUCAAUGCGAUUUUCUACUACUCCACCAGUAUCUUCAUGAAGGCAGGAGUCCAGAGUCCAGUCUAUGCCACCAUAGGAGCAGGCGUGGUAAACUGUGCCUUCACUGUGGUCUCGCUCUUCCUGAUAGAGAGGAUGGGUCGACGGACGCUCCACAUGCUAGGACUUGGUGGGAUGUGCAUCUGUGCCAUCAUCAUGACCAUGGCUCUUGCUUUAUUGGACAGUGUUCCUUGGAUGAGCUACAUCAGCAUGCUUUCCAUCUUUGGCUUUGUGGCCUUCUUUGAGAUUGGUCCAGGUCCCAUCCCCUGGUUCUUUGUAGCUGAGCUGUUCUCUCAGGGUCCAAGGCCAGCUGCCAUGGCUGUGGCCGGCUUCUCCAACUGGACAGCCAACUUUAUCAUCGGCAUGUCCUUCCAAUAUGUUGCUGACCUUUGUGGGCCAUACGUCUUCCUGAUCUUCGCAGCACUCCUCCUCUUCUUCCUCAUCUUUACAUUCUUCCGGGUGCCAGAGACCCGGGGAAAGACCUUCGACCAGAUCGCAGUAAGCUUCCAACAGCGCUCAGUGGGAGGAAUGAUGGACAUGGACAUGGACCUGGACAAGCCCAGCACUGAGAUGGACUUCUUAGGGGAGGAAAUCAUCAACUGAAGUGUCCCUGGCUGAAGAGAGAUGGAACUGAGUACAGCUUGGGAUGAACUGUGUUUAUGGGACUGCAAACUUUUAUUUUCUGACAUGUACCGUACUGUGCAAAAGUUUUAGGCAGGUGCUGAAAAACUGCUGUAAAAUAAGAAUGCUUUCAAAUAUAGACAUGUUAAUAGAACAUUUAUAAAUUAACAAAAUGCAGUGUGAAUGAACAAAAGACAAAUCUAAAACACAUCAAUUUUUGACAUGACCACCAGUUGCCUUUAAAACAUCAACAAGCAUCAAUUCUUCUAGGUACACUUGCACAAAGUCAGGGAUUUUGCAGGCAUAUCGUCAGGGUUAUGAUCAAACAAUUAUACCAAACAGGUACUAAUGAUCACUUGUUCAAUAAGUAGGUUGAAACACAAUCAUUAACUGAAACAGCUGCGUAGGAGGAAUACAGCUGGGCGAGGAACAGCCAAACUCAGCUAACAAGUUGAGGUUGCUGAACACAGCUUACCGUCAAAAGUCAUACACAAUGGCAAGACUGAGCACAAGGUAGGUAUACUAUCAGCAAGGUCUUCCAUGCAGAAAUUUCAAGGCAGGCACGAGUUUCCAGAUGUGCUGUCCAAGCUCUUUUGAAUAAGCACAAAGAAACUGGCAACGUUGAGGACGCAGUGGUCGGCCAAAAAAUCUUACUGCAGCAGAUGACAGAAACAUCAUGCUUACUUCCCUUCCCAAUCGGAAGGUGUCCGGCAGUGCAAUCCGCUCAGAGCUGCAGAAAACAGUUGGACCCUGGUACACCCAUCUACUGUCUGGAGAUGUCUAGUCAGAAGUGGCCUUCAAGGAAGUCUUACAGCCAAAAGGCCAUACCUCCGAUAUGGAAACAAGGCCAAGUCACUCAACUAUGCACGGAAACACAGGAGCUAGGGUUCAAAGAAAUGGCAGCAGGUUUUCUGGACUGAUGAGUCAAAAUGUAAAAUAUUUGGCUGCAGCAGAAAGCACUUUGUUCCGAAAGCAGUACAAGAAUCAGUAUCUUCAGGCAACAGUGAAGCAGGGAGGAGAUUCCUUGCAAAUUUGGGGCUGCAUUUCUGCAAAAGGAGUUGGGGAUUUGGUCAGAAUGAAUGGUCUCUCCUAAAUGCUAAGAAGUACAGGCAGAUAAUUACUCGUCAUGCAAUACCAUCAGAGAGACAUCUGAUUGGCCACAAAGUUUACUCUACAGCUCAACCACAACCCCAAACAUACAGCAUAAGUCAUUUAGAACUAUCUUCAGCGUAAAAAACAAGGAGUCCUGAAAGUGAUGGUGUGGUCACACCAAAUGUUGAUUUGAUUUUUCCUCUUUUCAUUCACUUUGCAUUUUGUUAAUAAAUAUAAUCUAUUGACAUUUCUAUUUUUUAAAGCAUCCUUACUGUACAGCAUUUUUUUUUUUCACACCCACCUAAAACAUUUGCACAGUACUGUAUAUUGAGGUCAGUUGUUGUAUUCAUAUAGCAUGUGGUGCCGAAGCAGUGUUGAAGGUGUGUUGUGGAAUUAUCCAUUGCUGGUACUACUACAAUAUGAGAUUAGUGGUUACAAAUUGAGCCUUGACAAAAGGCAAAAAAAACCUAUGAAGUAAGAGUCGACUACUGUAGUUUCAAGGAAUAAGAUGCACAUAAGAACAAAGCGUUUGGACUGUUCAGGCAUUGACUGCCAAUAUGGUCUGUAUUUAUUCCAUGGUGAUGCACUCCGUUGCAAUAUUGACAGACAAGAGGUGGCGAGACAUUGGAAUUCCUGCACUUUAUCUAAAAAGACAUCCAGAGUUUUCAGUUUGGAGGUUAAAAAAAAACAAAAAAAAAAAAACACCCUAGUAUAAAACAGCCAUUGAGCUAAGUAUACUUGCCUAUUUUGUACUAAAGCUGGGAACACACUAGGUGUAAAUCCAACUGAUUGAAACACAUUUAACUGAGAUUUAAGUCAGACUAGCAUACAGCAUUCAUAUUUUAAUAAGUGAUAGUUGUAAUGUGUUUAACGCAAGGUUAAGUACCCAACGCUAACAGUAACUGUGACAUGGUGUCCCUCUAAUUUACCCGGACUAUUAAAUCUUUCAGAGCCUCAAAGUCUUCAUUACCAAACUGGCCUUGUCAUGUAGUGUGUUCCCAGCUAAAGCUAGCAGAGUUUUUUUUUGACCAUUGCACAACCUGCAGUUACUUUUAAAGAAACAAAUCUAGUUUAGUACUUCAUGUUUAUAUGGUGUGUAUUGAGGGUCAAAGGGUUUCAAUUCUUGCACUCCAGUAGCUGUUUGGUUUAGUAAACAGAAGUCCAACACACUAGGAGAAAGAUGUGCAAUCAAAAGGGCUUCUUUUUUAAAACCACAGGAAUUGUUUGUGUAUUUUUCUUGGCGUCUCAUGUGUGCCGUUUGCUGUCUAUUCUUUAAAAAGGAGUGUAUCACUACCUUCUGGAGAUUUGUAUUGAGGAUGUUCAGAGAGGACCUGUAAUAUGUGUAGAGUCGAUGUUGGUGCUGUGGUCAUGUGACUAAAAGGAUGCAGAGACUGUAAAUAAUGUUACUGAAAAACACCCGAGAAUGCUUCCAUUCAUUUGUAAUUAAUACAAAUACGGUCAAAAAGCA
Molecule: messenger RNA, 4329 nt
Organism: Micropterus dolomieu (smallmouth bass)
Lineage: Eukaryota; Metazoa; Chordata; Actinopteri; Centrarchiformes; Centrarchidae
Product: solute carrier family 2, facilitated glucose transporter member 4-like
Exons: 11
Coding region: 240-1751 (503 amino acids)
Biological process (GO): monosaccharide transmembrane transport
Cellular component (GO): membrane
Molecular function (GO): hexose transmembrane transporter activity
Source: RefSeq, a predicted model, not a curated record